AUGUCAUUUCAAACUCCCGUCUCGAAAUGUACGACCAAAAUUCCAUCGCUCGGUGAGCUCCAAGGGCUGCAAUAUGCAAAUGGAGUGCAGCAGUUCUGCGGAAUUCCGUACGCCGACUUGGCCAAGCGGUGGACAAGAUCAACGCUGAAGACUGUUUGGAAGGGCUCUAGGCACGAUGGAACCAAGUUAGGAAACAGCUGUCCCCACCCAGAACCUGAUGAAGAGACCAACGACCUCGUUCCAGUCCCGCCAGCUGCUCACUUUUCUUAUCCUCCAGAGGUAGAUGAGUUGACUGGUCUUGUCAUGAACAUCGUGAUUCCAUCAAAGCCAAACAAUCCCGACAAAAGAUAUCCCGUGAUGGUCUACGUACAUGGCGGCUCCCUGCUAUACGGAGGAGCCAACCUUCCGAUUUUCGACGCCGUGAACCUCGUCUCCCAGAGCAUCAAAAUGAGCACGCCAAUCAUAUGCGUGAACUUCAACUACCGCGUCGGCCUCGGCGGAUUCCUAGCUAGCGAAGAAAUACAGCGAGAGCUAAGAGCAGACGGGUUCCAGGGCUGCGGCAAUUUCGGCUUCACAGACCAACAAGUUGCAUUCGAAUGGGUGCAGCGGUAUAUCGAUGCGCUAGGUGGUGAUCCAAACAACGUCACUGCGAUCGGCGAGUCUGCUGGCGGGAUUUCGAUAAGUAACCAGCUUGCUGCUGCGAGUCCGCCUCGUUUCCGACGCGCGGUUUGUAUGUCUGGCCUGUCUGUCUCGAUUCCACCGUGGACGAUGGAGCAGCAUGACGCGCUGUUUGAGGCUGUUUGUCGGUAUUUCCGGAUUGAUUCCACCCGGUCUGAUGUGCUGGACUCUCUCCGACAGAUCCCGCAGCAAACUCUGGCAAACGCAACUCCCAUCAUCCAGGGGGUGCUAUCUGGGACGGGGAAUCCAUGUCUCGACGGGUGGUUCUAUAAGAACGACGCUGACCCGCGUGAAAUCCAGACGGCACCACCGUGGCUUGACGCCCUAAUGCUGGGCGAUACCUACCAUGAAGGAAUUAUCUUCCAUUUGAACAUCCUAGACGACAAUUUCCACUCGAUCCGUCAGACUCUCGCAGGGCACGUGGGAGCAGAAGACGAAACAGAUCAAAUACUCGCAGAGUACGGCAUUAGCCCAGACCUCCCACAUAGCCUGCUCAUCGAGCGAGUCGAACAUAUGUGCGGAGAUGCGGUAUUCAAAAUCCCCAACUAUGCCACUACUCUGUCCAAUUCGCAUCUUGCGGACAAGGGCGCAUUGUUUAUGUACCAUUUUGACCAGCGCUCGCGACUCAAGAACGCGCUGGAAGGGACCGCGUACCAUGCGCAUGAGCUCCUGUAUCUGUUCCAGAACCUUACCAAUGAGAUGGAUGAGGGCGAGAAAGCGAUGGCGCGGGACUUUGCUGCUGCGUGGAUUAUGUUCUGUAAUGGGCAAGUACCGUGGACUGGAGGUAAACGAGAGUGGAAAGUUUGGGGUCCGGAGAGUGUCCAGGCUAUGCGGACGGAGGAGCAAGAUGAAGAAAUUCGCUCGUAUACGAGAAUGCAGCGGAUUCUCUCCAUGGGUAGUGGCGGGACUUGGAAAAGAUGGCUUUCUGGGGUAGAUGCGUUGGUGAAUAAGAGAAUGAAUAUGGGGAAAGCGGCCUAA
Aspergillus lentulus is the source of this 1656-nucleotide messenger RNA. Its product is annotated as para-nitrobenzyl esterase. The record is from RefSeq and is a predicted model, not a curated record. Lineage: Eukaryota; Fungi; Ascomycota; Eurotiomycetes; Eurotiales; Aspergillaceae.